Molecule: messenger RNA, 1293 nt
Organism: Manduca sexta (tobacco hornworm)
Lineage: Eukaryota; Metazoa; Arthropoda; Insecta; Lepidoptera; Sphingidae
Product: serine protease snake
Exons: 10
Coding region: 75-1277 (400 amino acids)
Biological process (GO): proteolysis
Molecular function (GO): serine-type endopeptidase activity
Source: RefSeq, a predicted model, not a curated record
ACCAGUUUGCUUGGCUCAUCUGUGCGCAACACACGUACGUUUCGCAAAAUACUCAGUACAAAAAUAAAAUUAUUAUGUUGAAAAAUUACUACGUUCUAGUCUUCUUAUUUGUAUUCAUAUUGGAUGCAGAGAGCCAAAGAAAUGUUGGUGAUCCGUGCGCCGAUCGAUUUACGAACACAGCUGGAGUAUGCAGGCCUGUCAACGAAUGCCAGUCGGCCAGGAUAGCUGCAGAGCAAAACGGAAUCCAGCCUACAUUUUGUGUAUACAAUAGCUUCGGCACAACUCUAGUAUGUUGUUUAGACGGCAGCUCCAUACUGCAGCGAGGCUCGCCAAAUAUAGACGACCGUCCGAUCUGGGGCAGCAGUAGCAGCUCGAAAAGAGUCAGCGAAAGAAAAUGCGAAGAAUACAGCCGUGGAGUUGUCGAAAGGGUAGACUAUAUCCCUUUACUACCAGACCCUGAGCCCUUCACAAUCACGGCCGCCAAGUGCGACUACACUGGCGUGGAGCUGAUUGUGGGGGGUGAGAACGCUGUGCAGGGAGAGUUUCCGCAUAUGGCUGCAAUAGGCUGGACUAACUUCGAAGGCGGUUACUCCUUUCCUUGCGGGGGGAGUCUGAUCAGCCCUCGGUUCGUGCUCACAGCAGGCCACUGCAUCAAGUACGAUAAUGCCAAAGACCCUGACCCCGUGGUUGUGAGGCUCGGAGACCAGAACAUAGACCCCAGUGUGGAUGAUGGGGCAGAUCCUAUUGAUGUACCAAUCAGAAAGAUUCUAAAACAUCCAGAGUACAGACCUCCGAAGGUGUACAACGAUAUCGCUCUAAUGGAGUUGGCGACGAAUGUGGAGUUUAAGGCUUCGAUAAGACCGGCUUGUUUGUGGACCAGGAGCGAUUUCGGCAGCAAUACCAAAGCCCUCGCUACUGGCUGGGGAGUUACUGAUACGCGUACGCAACAGACAUCCAAAGAGCUCCAAAAAGUGUCACUCUCUCUGCUAGAGAACAGCCGAUGUGAUAGAUUCUUAGAAAUAUUCAAGAACAGAAAGUGGAAUGGAUUUGUUCCGAGUCAAAUGUGCGCGGGAGAGCUCAGGGGCGGCAAAGACACUUGUCAGGGUGAUUCCGGAUCCCCGCUCCAAGUAGCGUCAAGAGAGAACCAGUGCAUCUUCUACAUCAUAGGCGUGACGUCAUUCGGCAGGAAUUGCGCUGAGCCAGGACAUCCUGCAGUGUACACCAGGGUGUCGAGCUACCUUGAUUGGAUAGAGAAGACUGUGUGGCCUGGCGAAUAAAGUAUUUUGAAAAAUG